AUGGAACCUCUCGUGGAAAACCUCAAGAAACAACUCACAUGUUCAAUUUGUCUCGAGACCUACACAGACCCGAAAAUAAUAUCGUGCUUACACACUUUUUGCUGCAAGUGUUUAGAGAAACAUGCCAGAAAAAACCACAGACAAGGCAAAUUCAGAUGCCCUGAAUGUCAGGCAGAAAUCGAUUUACCAGAAGGCAAUCACUUUGACCGUUUGCAAACCAGCUUCAUCCAUAAUAGUUUGUUAGGUCUCCUUGAAACGGAAGAUCGCGAGGCAUUGCUGAAGCCGCCAUUUUGCUCGCAACACAAGAACGAAAGACUGCGAUAUUUCUGCUCUACCUGCGAAGCGUGUAUUUGUCCUGUUUGCUUAGCCAAAAACCACCGACGCCAUGAGUUCGACGUUAUUGAAAAGGCAGCGGAGGAGGAUACGAAAUUCAUCAUGUUGAACGUCCAGACCAUCAAGGAAAAGGCAAACUUCUUACAAGAAGAGAUAAGAAAAUUUGAGAAAACCUCUAAGGAUGUGGAAACGAUUAUCGCAAUCGCUAAACAAGACGUGUCUGAGGCAGCUGAACACGUGAUCACAAAGACGCGACAGCAAGAAAAACAGCUCUUAGAGUCCUUAGAAAUGACGCGUAGAAAGAGAAUAGAGAAAAUUAACUCGGCUAAACAAGAACUGGAAUCGCUGGUAAAACAAAUACACCAAGCGGCUCAGUUUGCGGAAAAUCUCGUGCAGAGAAGCCGAGACUGGGAUAUUAUAAAGACCAAGACAACUUUGAAGCAGAAAUUUCAAGAGCUUUGUGGAGUUGAGAUUUCAAGGCAACAUCCAACAACAUUUGUCAAAUUUACCGCGGCAUCGCAACAAGACUUGAAACUGGGUUUUAUUCAACUCACCGAGAAACCGGCAAAAGCAGCUACAUCAACUGUAGAAGGACUGGAUCAAACUUUCCAGGCUGGUGUAGAAGCAGAGUUUACGUUAUGUCCAAAAACAGCAGAAGGAGAGAUUUGUAACCAGGCCGAUCUUAACGAUCAAGUUGAAUUGCUGAUAAAACCCACCAAAGAUGUCACAAACGUGAGCGUUGAAGAAAAAGGGGAAGGCAAUCUUAGGCUGAAGUUUACACCUGAAGUGCCUGGCGCCUACGACGUUGAAGUGAAGAUUAAUGGCGAAAAUCUUCCGACCUCUCCGUUCACUAUACCAGUGGAAGAACAUCAACUUGUUGUAGUCGGUGAAUUAGACUUGAAGUUCAACCAAGGGCAAGGGUUCAAGGGACCAAUUGGAAUCGCCAUAAAUAAGCAAGGCGACAUAGCUGUUGCAGAUUAUGAUGGACACUGUGUUUUUGUAUUCAAUAAAGAAGGGAAAUGUUUGGAACAAUUUGGAGAGAAAGGAAAACAUCCUGGACAAUUCACAAAUCCAGUUGAUGUAACAUUUUUAAACGACAAAGAAAUUCUUAUUGCAGAUCAAUUCAAUAAUAGAAUACAGCACAUAAAUAUCCAGACAGAAGUUGUUGUAAAAACCUUUGGAAAAAAAGGUGAGGGAAAAGGAGACUUUGAAACCCCACUUAGUGUUUGUGUUGACGAUACAGAACGUAUUGUUGUCACUGAAUACGAUAACAAUAGAGUUCAAGUAAUGUCAAAAGAGGGCGAAGCUCUAUUCACAGUAGGAGACAGUGGUCCAGAGAAACUCAGCACACCAUACAGCUGCAUUCCUUACAAAAAAAUUUUCCUGGUAACUGAAAGAGACAAUCAUGUCAUAAAAGCAUUUGAUGCGUCAAACACUUUCCUGUACAAGUUUGGCGAAAAAGGGAAUCAAGACGGACAGUUCAACUCACCCCGUGGCAUGUGUUUAGACGGCUCCAAAAACCUUCUUGUUUGUGACUCAGACAAUAACAGAGUUCAGCGAUUUUCUUUGGACGGUCGCUUUCGCGGCAAAACUACCGUUCCUUUACAAAGUCCACUGCACAUUGUAACAGCGCCAGAUGGACGUAUACUAGUCACAAGCCUUAAAGCUAAGAAAAUAUACAUACUGAAGUGAAUGUGUUACUAUUCUACGAAUCAUUCAAAUGCUGAAUGCCAGAGAAAAUUAAAAUCGAAUUAUUUUUAUAAGGAAAAAUUUCGCAAGUGGCAGAAACACUCAACGGUGUAAAUGCAUCGUUAGCCCGCGAAUACAGAAACCAGGGGUAGAGGGGUAAGCACAGAAUUGACUAAUACACCAUGAGCAGUCAGACAUAUAGGAAAAUUAUCUUCAGAAAAGGAAACUUGAACGAGUCUAAGAUAGAUUUAACUUUUCUUCGUGACGUCUGCCUUUCACUUUCUUUUAUUUCGGGAAGACACAGCCAUUAUUAGGGCAAAGAACUACCAUAGAGACAUAAUCAAUAGGAACAGCACACUCCUGUGCCUUGCAUAAAGGGUUUUUAAGUAGUUAGGUAAAAAUAUUUUAUGGCUUGCUCUAAUGUUAUGUGAUUGGACGUGGCAGAAAGAGCAACGCCAAGUGGCUUCACCCUUUAACUUCAAAGAUCCAAUAUGUAAAUCUCCCCACUGACUGCCAUACAAUUAACAAGAGAAUUUGGCAUUACAUCAGAAUAAUACCCUCAGCUGAUAAGUUUGUCUUUUCUCAUAACCUCUCUACAAGAUAACAUAUUGGAAUCAUAAGGAGAAUUUACAUGUUAAUCACCUCUUGGAGUUAAAGGGUGAAGCCACUGGAAUUGAGGUCCAGAGUUCCCAGGUCCUAACCAUCCACUCCAUGAGAUUUGUUUCCCAGAAGUCUUAACCCUUUAAAUCCCAGAUCAAAUUUGUAAUUCUCCUUACUGAAAACCAUACAAUUCUU
This is a messenger RNA of Pocillopora verrucosa, 2817 nucleotides long. Its product is annotated as tripartite motif-containing protein 2-like. NCBI's taxonomy places the organism in Eukaryota, Metazoa, Cnidaria, Anthozoa, Scleractinia, Pocilloporidae. The record is from RefSeq and is a predicted model, not a curated record. Gene Ontology annotation, molecular function: zinc ion binding; protein binding.